GGGCGGCCUGAGCUCUGGAUCUCUGUUGCCACAGUGACUCCAGGUUUCAGUCACUGCGGGCGGCUUCCUGUCAGGACUCUCGUUCCCUCCCCGUUUUCCACACCUUCUCCCUCCUCCCAGUGACGCAUCGGAGUGAGAUCGGUUCAGUUUCCAUGAGGGGAGGGUGGGGGGAAAUCAACGAUCAGCGCAGACAGACAGAGAGAGACAACAACAUCGCCACUGACAUCGAGAGCUGGGACUUCCCAUCGCUGUGCACUCGAUCCUAGAAGCGAUGGAGGAACUCCAAGAUGUUCAACUGACUGAGAUUAAGCCUCUCCUAACAGAUGGGAACUCCGCGAGGAACUUCCAGGAUUUUGACUGUCAGGAACACGAUGUUGAAACUGCGCACGGUGUACUGCAUGUGACCAUGCGAGGUACUCCAAAGGGGAACAGACCUGUCAUCUUGACUUAUCACGACAUAGGCCUCAACCACAAAUCUUGCUUCAACACGUUGUUUAACUAUGAAGACAUGCAGGAAAUCACGCACCACUUUGCCGUGUGCCAUGUGGAUGCCCCUGGACACCAAGAAGCAGCUCCCCCAUUCCCAACAGGGUACCAGUACCCAACCAUGGAUGAGCUGGCCGAGAUGCUUCCCACAGUUUUAACCCAUUUGAAUAUACAGAACGUGAUUGGAAUUGGAGUCGGGGCUGGUGCUUACAUCCUGACCAAAUUUGCGCUGAAUCACCAAAAUCUUGUUGAGGGACUGGUGCUUAUCAACAUUGACCCAUGCGCUAAGGGCUGGAUGGAUUGGGCUGCGUCAAAGCUUUCUGGAUGGACUACCAACCUGGAUGAUAUUGUACUGGCUCAUCACUUCAGUAGCGAGGAGCUGGACACAAACUUGGAAUUGAUCCAGACCUAUCGACUGCACAUUUCCCAGGACAUCAAUCAGGAGAACCUUCAUCUCUUUGUCAACUCGUACAACAGUCGUCGAGACCUGGAGAUUGAACGACCCAUUCUUGGUGUCAAUGAAACAACCGUUAAAACUCUGCAGUGCCCUGCUUUACUGGUUGUUGGUGAUAACUCUCCUGCAGUGGAGGCAGUGGUGGAGUGCAAUUCCAGACUAAAUCCAACCAACACAACACUGCUGAAGAUGGCAGAUUGUGGAGGACUUCCACAAGUUGUUCAACCUGGAAAGCUGACCGAAGCCUUCAAGUACUUUGUGCAGGGAAUGGGUUACAUGCCAGCUGUCAGCAUGACCAGGCUAAGCCGGGCUCGCACCACCUCGACCUCCAGCGUGGGAUCCGGAGAGACUGCCCGUAACCAACCACCUACCAGCAGCCAGGCCGAAGCCAUGGGGAACAGUGACGCUGUCCAGGGCCAACCUCAGACCAUGGAGGUUUCCUGUUAAAACCGCAACUUGAGCCGUUAAUUUAUUACGUCGUUUUUUUUUUCUCUCUCUCUCCGAUUCAAGAAGUCGUCAAUUUGGCUGAGUCACAGCCUUAAAAGAAACCCAGCCACAGAGAUCCCGUUUCCUUGUACAAUUGUGUCUCUAUAGUGCAUGCCUGACUCAGUGUUUGAUGCUCUCACACUGUAGUUGAUUUCAUUUCUUUGGAAUAUUCAUGUUUUACCCAGCGGUACUGAAUGCACCGUGUUACAUUCCCGUGUUCCCUGUGUGUUAACCAAAGUCGUUCACGUCUUCCCUGGAUUUAAAGGGGCAGUGCCAGAGUUUUCUUUUACCUCCCAUGCCACCCUGUACUUCCAAACUAACCCACGCCAUUCCAGUAUCGAACCAAUGGAUGGAAAAGAGGAUAUAAGCAAAAUACGGCAGAUGCACAGGAGCAGGAAUCCUGAAAUAAAAACAAAAUGCGAUGGAAGUACUCUACGGGUCAGACCAUCUGCAGUGAGAGAAACAAGAGUUAAUAUUUCGGAACAAUGACCCUUCCUUGGAACAGUUUGUGGAUCUUAGAAUGUUCAUUGUUUCUCUUUCUACUGACACUGUCAGAUCUGCUGAGUAUCUCCAGCAUUUGUUUGACUUUAAGGUUAAACAAACAGCCUUUUUGUUUUUAGUUCUACAAUUAGGCAUUAUUAUAUAGGUGAAGGUAUUUUUCUGGCUUUUCUGCAUGUUCUCCACCUGGAGGUCAGUUAGCUCACUUGGCUGGAUUGCUGGUUUGCAAUGCACUGGUUGAGAACUCUCUUUCCCACCCUCUCCCCUUGCCUGAGGCAUUGUGAUCUUCAGGUUAAACCACCACCUCUCCCUCUUUCUAAGGAGAGAGCAGUCCUAUGGUCUGGUAAGACUGUGGCAAGUUUACCCAAGUAUUCUUGCUUGGGAGCUCAUGAGUUUGGCCCCUGAGCUCCAUUUGACUUUCCAACCUCCAACGACAUUGUAGUGCAGAAUCCACAGUAAGUUCACCAUUGUGAAAAGGCAUGGGUCCUGUCUGUUCCCGUGGAGGUUAUUCAGGGGCCGCAAUACUCAGCAGUUCAGGUGUUUCUGACCCCCUCCUGCCUCUGACCACAUCAAUGGAAAUGGCAGAUUAACUGGCCACCAAUCUUAUUCUGUUAAUGGAGAUCUGUCUGCUGCAAAAUAGCAACUGGAAAUGUCACUAAUGCCUUUCAAGAUCUGAGUUAUUAUCUGUCAUUACAAGUAUAAAAAUAGAAGCUCCAACAACUUAACACGUUAUAAUUUACUCAGCAUUAGGAGUUGGGCAGCUAUUAGGAACGUGGCAGAUUGCAAACCCAUCUCAACAUUUAGAGCUAUAUAUCUGUGUGAAUGAGCUACAUCAGUGGCCUGCUCAUUCCUGCCCCUUUGUUUGAUGCAGUGCCCUGUGUAACUGAGCAAAGUUUGCGAUUACAGCCUGGGCUCCAUUUGGUGUCAUGGUGGCGUACUGCUAACAGGAAUGAUUUGAGAUUAUUCUUGGGUUUUCCCCUAAGCACUUUGCAUUCCACUCCGAUUGCAAAUGCCCCUUUAAAUAGUAACUUGUUGUUUAUUUACCCUCUGCUUCCCCCUGCCCCAUCCCAGGCUUUCUAUGUUAAAGGUUAUGAGCUUGGUUUUGUUUGACGUUAUUGUCUUGUUCACUGUGCAGUCAGACAACAGCAGUGGGUGCCAACUACACCCACUCCCCAUGAGAUCAGUGUCUGCGUUCAUCUCCUGUGUGGCUUUCCUUUGUGUUUGUUUUCCACAUGGCUAAAGCACUAGCUUGAAAAAUAAUUUUUGAAAAAGUUUAAAAACUACAGUCACAAAAGCUAGUCGUGUAAGCUUGUAUUGUCUGUGUGCAGGUUUGUUGUAAUAAAUUGCAGGCAUUUGACACAAUAGCUGUCGUUAAGAGUUCUAGAGGUGAGCAAAAUGGUGGCUUUGAAAUAAAGACAGAGCUCUGGCUAAAACUGA
This is a messenger RNA of Hemiscyllium ocellatum (epaulette shark), 3361 nucleotides long. Its product is annotated as protein NDRG3-like. Gene Ontology annotation, cellular component: cytoplasm. Bases 272 to 1387 code for a protein of 371 amino acids. Gene Ontology annotation, biological process: signal transduction. The record is from RefSeq and is a predicted model, not a curated record. The transcript is spliced from 16 exons. Lineage: Eukaryota; Metazoa; Chordata; Chondrichthyes; Orectolobiformes; Hemiscylliidae.